GCUAAGCUAGAGGUAGGGUUUCUAAACAUGGCAGACACCGGAAUAUUAGAGUCACUUUUACGGCUUGUGGACAAGGUGGAUGGUGGCAUUGACAGUCAGGUUGUUGCAAGCAGUCUCGGAGUUGACCAUCAAGUUGUUGUUGGGGCCGUAAAGAGUGUACAGGCUCUCGGAGAGGUGAUUGAGGCUGAGCAGCGGUCCUCCAAGCAUUGGGAGCUGACUGGAGAGGGACAGGAGAUAGCUGAGCAGGGAAGUCAUGAGGCCCGGGUGUUUAAAGCCAUUCCUGAAGAGGGUCUGUCCCAGAGUCAGCUCAUGAAACUGCCAAGUGGGAAGGUGGGCUUCAGCAAAGCCAUGUCCAACAAAUGGAUCCAUCUGGAUAAAGGGCAUGAGGGAGGCCCACGAGUUUUCAGAAUGGUAGAGAGCAUUGAGGAUGUAGUGAGGAAGAAACUGCAGCAGGUGCAGAUGGGCCAUUCCUCUCAGCUGGAGGAGAAAGAGAAGAAUGAGUUGAAGAAACGAAAACUGCUCACAGAAGUCACAGUUAAGUCCUACUGGAUCACCAAAGGCAGCAACUUCAGUACCAUCAUUACCAAACAGGAGACCGAACUCACUCCAGAGAUGAUUGCCAGUGGGAGCUGGAAGGAAAAGAAGUUUAAGCCCUAUAACUUUGAUGCGAUGGGUGUUGCUCCAGACUCUGGCCACCUGCACCCUCUGAUGAAGGUGCGGACGCAGUUCCGCCAGAUCUUCUUAGAGAUGGGGUUUACUGAGAUGCCCACCAAUAAUUUCAUCGAGAGCUCCUUCUGGAACUUUGAUUCCCUCUUCCAGCCACAGCAACACCCAGCGAGAGACCAGCAUGACACCUUCUUCUUGUCUGAUCCAGCUGUGGCUCAUGACUUUCCCCAGGAUUACCUGGAAAGGGUGAAAAAGGUCCACUCAGAAGGAGGCUAUGGGUCACAGGGAUACAAGUAUGACUGGAAGAUUGAGGAAGCUCAGAAGAACAUCCUUCGAACCCACACCACAGCUGUGAGCGCGCGCAUGCUCUACAAACUAGCGCAACAGGAGGAGUUCACACCAGUAAAGUACUUCUCUAUAGACCGCGUGUUUCGCAAUGAGACACUGGAUGCAACUCACCUGGCUGAGUUUCAUCAAAUCGAGGGUGUCGUGGCCGACUACGGCCUCACCCUGGGAGACCUGAUGGGGGUUCUGCACCAGUUCUUCACCAAACUAGGAAUCACUAAAUUGCGUUUCAAGCCUGCUUACAACCCUUACACUGAACCCAGCAUGGAGGUGUUCAGCUAUCAUAAAGGGCUGAAUAAAUGGGUGGAGGUCGGAAACUCUGGGGUCUUUAGGCCUGAGAUGCUGUUGCCUAUGGGUUUGCCAGAGGGCGUGUCAGUCAUCGCCUGGGGGCUGUCCUUGGAGCGGCCCACAAUGAUCAAGUAUGGGAUCAACAACAUUCGUGAACUUGUGGGGCACAAAGUGAACCUGCAGAUGGUGUAUGACAGCCCAGUGUGUCGCCUGGACUCUUAAGCCAUCCUCAGGAACCUUGUUGGCCAGGCCACCAACUCAUGAAAACCUGUGCUUGAGGACAUUAUCAUAUGCAAACAUCAUAGAUUCACAGAAGCAUUCUGGAUUGGUCCAUGUUGUCAUACUCUAUGUAAGCCUCCCCAGUGACACACAAACUGCUGGACAGCCUUAUCUGUCUCUGUGAUGAAAGGACUAAAGGUUAACAGACAUGUAGAAUGAGGAAAAAUGCAUGAGAAAUGUUUGGAAGGUGGAUGCAUUGUAUGCAGGAUAUUGCAUUGACAAAGUGUUUGUAUGCUUUUAGGUAGCUGGAACUUUUGGUUGUAAAAUAAAUUCACAUUUUGGAAAAUAGAUCUGUAUGUACUCUGACUUAGUAGUCUUACCCAAUCCUGACAGUUGCAACUAUCAUCAGUGAAUCUGUGUCUUUUAAUACUGAGCUGACCAAGCUAAUGGUUAUAUUUAAAGAAGCCUUACUUCGUUCAUGCCUCAUUAUAAUAUUCAUUUAUACUCAGGCAUUCAGAAAUCACAAUAGAACAUAACCAUCAUUAAGAGAACUAUUCAAACUGCUAUAUUAAAUAUGUUUAAAAUUG
Molecule: messenger RNA, 2105 nt
Organism: Electrophorus electricus (electric eel)
Lineage: Eukaryota; Metazoa; Chordata; Actinopteri; Gymnotiformes; Gymnotidae
Gene: farsa
Product: phenylalanyl-tRNA synthetase subunit alpha
Biological process (GO): phenylalanyl-tRNA aminoacylation
Cellular component (GO): phenylalanine-tRNA ligase complex; cytosol; cytoplasm
Molecular function (GO): phenylalanine-tRNA ligase activity; ATP binding; tRNA binding
Source: RefSeq, a predicted model, not a curated record